This is a messenger RNA of Nanorana parkeri, 821 nucleotides long. It is a transcript of the gene STMN2, whose product is annotated as stathmin 2. Bases 150 to 689 code for a protein of 179 amino acids. Gene Ontology annotation, cellular component: neuron projection; growth cone; cytoplasm. Lineage: Eukaryota; Metazoa; Chordata; Amphibia; Anura; Dicroglossidae. Gene Ontology annotation, biological process: microtubule depolymerization; regulation of microtubule polymerization or depolymerization; neuron projection development. The transcript has 5 exons. Gene Ontology annotation, molecular function: tubulin binding. The record is from RefSeq and is a predicted model, not a curated record.
CUAAUUAUUCAUGGGCUCCUGCCUCUUGCUCUUUCUUUUGCACAGCCCUACAGUGCUGACUCAGUGCCUUAUUCAGUCUUGUCUCCCUCUCCACUGCUGUAGCUGGAUCUCUUUGCCUUCACAACCUCUGAGCAUCCGUAUACAUCGCCAUGGCUAAAACAGCAAUAGCCUACAAAGAAAAAAUGAAGGAGCUGUCCAUGUUGUCACUGAUCUGCUCUUGUUUCAACCCUGAGCCCCGAAAUCUCAAUGCGUACACAUAUGAUGAUAUGGAAGUGAAACAGAUUAACAAGCGUGCAUCUGGUCAGGCAUUUGAGCUGAUACUGAAACCCCCGUCCCCCGUCUCUGAGGUGCCCCGAAUUUUGGCCUCGCCAAAGAAGAAGGAUGUUUCUCUAGAAGAUAUUCAGGCAAAACUGGAGGCAGCAGAGGAGAGAAGAAAGUCUCAGGAAGCCCAGAUCCUGAAGCAACUAGCAGAGAAACGAGAGCAUGAAAGGGAAGUUCUUCAGAAGGCACUGGAGGAAAACAAUAAUUUUAGCAAAAUGGCUGAGGAAAAACUGAUACUGAAAAUGGAACAAAUUAAGGAAAACCGUGAGGCCUACCUAGCUUCCCUUAUGGAACGUCUUCAAGAAAAGGAGAGGCAUGCUGCUUUGGUCCGUAGGAACAAGGAGAUCCAGGAAGAACUUUCUGGCUGAACACAGACGACCAUUAGUCUCUUAUUUGCCUAUAUUUACGGAUCAUGCGAUAACGAUAUGGAAAAUGUAUGACAUCACAAAAAGAAGAAAACCAACAAGAACUCAUUAUGAACAAAAAAAACUUCAAAAGUC